GAAGAGGAUGGAGUUACUAUGUUUUCUUGUGUUGGUAUUGGGAAGUAGCAUAAGGGCCAAUGGUGCAGUUUCUCAACUUUCUUGGAGAGAAAUCAGCAAUAUCAAUAGCCAAGGGCCAUAUAUUGGUAUAGUGGUGCCAAAUGCCUUUGAGAUGAAUCCUCUUCUUCAAUCACCUAGCUUUGUUGCUCAUAACAAGUUUCCUUACUUUGAUUUUGCCGGAAAACAUUUUCGCAUUGGUGAAAUUGAAAGGAAGAAAGUUAUAGUUGUUAUGACCGGAUUGAGUAUGCUAAAUGCAGGUCUUUCCACCCAAUUGUUGCUCACUUUGUUCAAUAUAGAAGGAGUUCUUCAUUGUGGAGUUGCAGGAAAUGCAAAUCCUAAACUCCAGAUUGGAGAUGUGACUAUUCCCCAGUAUUGGGCCCACACAGGACUUUGGAAUUGGCAGAGGUUUGGAGAUGGUCCUAAAAACGAACUAGCUUUUGAAGCCGAUGGAGAUUUCGGCAGAAAAUUUGGUUAUCUUAAUAUUUCCAAUUACAAUAACUACACAAAACAUUCCAACUCAGUGACAAAUGUUCUUAACAACGUUUGGUAUCAAGCAGAGGAAACUUUCCCAGUGAAUGGAACUCCUGAAGUUAGGCAGCAUGCUUUCUGGGUUCCAGUUAACAAGGCUUACUUUAAAAUAGCAAGAAAGCUUAAGAAUGUUAAAUUGGGUGGUUGUGUCAACACAACCUGCUUGCCAAGGAGGCCUAUUGUGGUGAGAGUAAAGAGAGGGGUUAGUGCCAAUGUGUUUGUUGACAACAAAGCUUAUAGAGAAUUUUUAUACUCCAAAUUUGAUGCCACUUCGAUUGACAUGGAAAGUGCUGCUGUUGCUUUAGUCUGUCUCCAACAGAAAACACCAUUCAUUGCCAUUAGAGCACUGUCUGAUUUAGCUGGUGGGGGUUCUGCAAUGUCCAAUGAAGCAGCUGUGUUUGCCUCUUUAGCAGCCCAAAACGCUGUAGAUGUUCUUAUCAGAUUCAUCUCCUUAUUAACUUAAUGUCUUUCUCUUAAGUGUAAGCAAGGGAUUCUGAAAGAGUGGCAAAUAAUGUGUUCCAAAUGCAUAGCUCCUAUGUUAUGUACU
This is a messenger RNA of Gastrolobium bilobum, 1114 nucleotides long. Its product is annotated as bark storage protein A. Gene Ontology annotation, biological process: nucleoside metabolic process. The record is from RefSeq and is a predicted model, not a curated record. Bases 8 to 1030 code for a protein of 340 amino acids. The transcript has 5 exons. Lineage: Eukaryota; Viridiplantae; Streptophyta; Magnoliopsida; Fabales; Fabaceae. Gene Ontology annotation, molecular function: catalytic activity.